UCAUGUCGCUGUACUUCAAGACGCGGCAGCCGAAUGGGCUGCUCUUCAAUACUGGUCACGAAGCCGACUACCUGAACCUGGCAGUUCGCGACGGCGGCGUCUCCCUGACCAUGGGCCUUGGGAAUGGCAAGCAGGAGAUGCACAUCAAACCAUCGAAGACCAGGUUCGAUGACCAUCAGUGGCACAAGCUGACGGUGCAUCGGAGGAUACAGGAGAUUACACCUAUGACGAGCUUUUGUAGGGUCUCAGCAGUGGUGGAUGACGUAUACACAGAGCAUUCCCACGUGGCCGGUUCUUUCACCAUGCUGGCAAGUUCCAGAGCCCACGUGGGGGGCUCUCUCAAUGCCCGAGCUCUGCCUGGAGCCAGGGUCCACACGAACUUCAUAGGCUGCUUGAAGAAGGUGGAGUUCUCAGCAGACACCCUCCGUCUGAACCUCAUAGACCUCGCCAGAACCGGAAGUAAGCUCAUCACGGUCACCGGAAGGUUAGAGUACGCCUGCACAGCCACCGACUCGGCUGAUCCAGUCACCUUCACCACCAGGGAUGCGCAUUUGAUCUUGCCAAAAUGGGAAGCAGUGAAAACCGGAACGAUAUCAUUCAAAUUUAGAACGAAUGAACCGAACGGUCUUAUUCUCUUCAAUAUGGGCGCCAAGCCACCAAGGGUAGGUUGCACGGCGGACCUGUUCGCCGUAGAGAUGCUGAACGGGUACAUCUACGUGCACAUGGACCUAGGGUCAGGGGGGGUGAGGGUGCGGGCGUCGAGGAGGAGGGUGGACGACUCGCACUGGCAUGAGUUCCUGUUGAGGAGGACUGGGAGGGACGGGAGGGUUACGGUGGACGGCGCUAAUGCGGAGUUUAAGACGCCUGGAGAGUCAAACCAACUGGAACUCGACGGCUCACUAUUCGUCGGCGGCCUUGGGUCGGAGUACUCCGCGUCCAAGACUCCCCCCGUGUUGUGGACUGCAGCGUUAAGGCAGGGCUUCGUCGGCUGCGUUAGAGACUUGGUGCUGAACGGCAAGCCUCAGGAUCUAACGGCAUAUGCGAGACAGCAGGACUCUGCAUCCGUCCGCCCCGCAUGCCAUGUGCUGAUGAAGCAAUGCGUCAACUCCCCAUGCCAGCAUGGCGGCGUCUGUUCGGAGGGCUGGAACCGACCUCUGUGCGAUUGUUCCUCUACUAACUAUGGCGGGCCAACUUGUGGGCGAGAAUCGGCAACGAUAUACCUAAACGGCAGCCAGCACCUCACGGCGGCACUUGGACCCGAACACGUGACACAAACCGAAGAGCUGAUGCUCCGCUUCAAGACCAGCAAAGCGGGGCUGCUGCUGCGGACGGCGUCUGAGAAUUCGGCUGAUCGAAUAGAGCUGGUUGUUGCUGCAGGGAGGGUACGAGCCAAUGUGCGGCUAGGGGACAGGGAAAAGAAUCUCCUAGCAGGCUCAAACGUCGCUGAUGACAACUGGCACACGGUUCGUUUCUCGCGCCGCGCCUCCAACCUUAAGCUCCAGGUGGACGGAGCGCAGCCCGUGCGCGCUGAAACGAUUUUAGGUAAAGCUUCGACUUUGGAAAUAUCGACGCUCCAUCUAGGUGGCAUGUAUCAUCCUGAAGAAGAAAUCCAAAUGACGUCAACUUUGCCCAACUUCGUCGGUUAUCUACAAAAAUUUGUCUUCAAUGGCAUGAAGUACAUAGACCUAGCUAAAGCUAUUGGAAUGGGCAGCGAUGGAAACAAUAACAACAUUAAUCAGCACGAUUCCAAUAUAAUAUUUACUGGGUCAUUUGUCAAACCCGAUUCUUUGAAUGUGUACAAAGCUGUGACAUUUAAAUCAAAGCAUACCUACGUAGGUUUGCCGCUACUGAAAGCUUAUGGGAAUACAUAUUUAGAUUUCUACUUCCGCACAACAGAGAUGGAUGGACUGUUGUUCUAUAAUGGUGGAAAGAAGCAAGAUUUUAUAGCAAUUGAGCUAGUCAAUGGCCAUAUACACUGCGUGUUCAAUCUUGGGGAUAACGUCGUGACCAUGAAGGACAAAUUGAAGAAUUUCUUGAACGAUAACAGAUGGCACACAGUGUCGGUUAGAAGGCCGACGCCGAAAAUGCACACGCUGCAAGUAGAUGAUGACAUAGAAAUGCAUACCACAAGUUCAAACCUAAUGUUAGAAUUAGACAGCGUCCUAUACGUAGGCGGAGUUCCUAAGGACAUGUACUCCUCGCUACCAGUUGGGGUUCUGUCUCGCCAAGGGUUCGAAGGCUGCAUGUCCAGCCUGGAUCUUCCUGGGGAAUCUCCUUCGUUGAUGGAAGAUGCUGUGGUUCCUAGUUCAUCGCUGGUGUCUGGAUGUGAAGGACCGACAAAGUGUACGCACAACGCAUGCGCAAACAAAGGAGUAUGUGUUCAACAAUGGAAGACCUACGUCUGCGACUGUGACCUUACUUCGUUCACUGGACCAACUUGUUACGAUGAGUCGAUAGCCUACGAGUUUGGUCCUGGGCGAGGGAUCCUAACGUAUACCUUCCCACCGAGUGCGGUGGCAGACACCGAAACCGACCGUGUAGCUCUCGGCUUCGUGACGAGCAAAGCCGACGCUGUACUGCUGAGGAUAGACUCUUCUAACACUCAGGAUUAUAUGCAGAUGGAAAUCAUCCGCGGCAAUCUCUUCAUGGUGUACAACGUCGGCGGCGGCGACCAUCCGCUAGGAGACGAGACGGCGAGAGUCGAUGAUGGUGCAUACCACGUAGCCAGGUUUACGAGGAACGGGAGCAGAGCUGCCCUGCAGAUUGAUAACUAUGCGGUUAACAUUAGGCAUCCACAAGGCGGGCAACAAUCAACAAUAUUCAACAGCAUGUCGUCCAUCACCGUCGGCGGCGGCGCGGGCGGCGCGCGCACGUUCAGCGGCGUGGUGGCCGGGCUCGCCGUCGACGGCGUGCGCGUGCUCGACCUCGCCGCCGCCGGAGAUGCCUCCGUGUCGGUCAGGGGAGAUGCUAGGAGAGCCACGUCGCCGCUUGAUAAAGGGUGGAUCAAUGGAAUGCAACAGACCCCACCAUCAGGCUACGGCGGUCCGGGUGUGCUAGACGAGCUGGUCUACUCCGGUGCUGGGUCUGGAUGUAGAGAUGAUGAUGAAGAUGCCUGCGUGCUGCCGGAUGCUGGGAGCGGAGACGACCUGAUCACGCCGGUUUACGUACCCUCUACAAGAAGACCACCGUCCAGGGUGUAUAAGGGUGACACGAGUGGAAAGCUUAUGAAGCCGUGCGACGACGAGGACUGUAUCGAAGGGUCAGGGUCUAAUGGAGAGGAGAUAACGGAACCAGAACACCCCAUGACCACUAACGGCGCAUCAAGCACCCACGGUAUGACAUCACCCACUGCCGCCAUCUCCACCGAACACGCCAAGACUCUGGAAGGUUCCACGGACGGUUCGACCGAUGCCACCCACGGCUCGACUCGCUCUAGCCAAGGAACCACGCCUCCUGAUCAUGGCAAUAUGCAUGCCGGGACAGUUGAGGCUACAACGCCGGAGAAGACGACGCCUACUGACGAUCACACCGCCGCCCACUUCACCCCAUCCUUGCCCAACCACCACACGCCCGACGUCACCCACACGACUCAAGAAGAACCUCUCCCCGAAUACCCGGACCCGAACGAGAACGACAUCGACUCCCGAACACCCACGAACGGAGCCGAAGAGAGGAACGAGUAUAACGGGUAUGAGCAUGAGGCGACGACGAAGUGGUAUCUGCCGAAGACGACGGAUCCGGGGAGGAUUGUGACGCCCGAGUCGGAGUUCUUUGCUACUAUUGUUGGCAUAGUAGCAUCAGUGCUGAUAGCAAUCAUACUAAUAGUGAUAAUAGUACUGAAAUACAUCGUGUAUCCACUGGACCCGUCGUACAAGGUUACAGAGGACAAGAGCUACCAGCAAGGAGCGAGCGCCGCGUUGCUAGGCAACCAGGCUCACUCUAGUUACCAAAGCGGAGCCGGGGCGCCCUCGGGCGGCGCGGCGCGCAACCUGCAGCCGCUCCCCCUCACCAGGAACGGCGCGCCGCUGCCGCCGCAGCCCGUCAAGCGGGACGGCAUCAAGGAGUGGUACGUCUAA
Messenger RNA from Cydia amplana, 4076 nucleotides. RefSeq names its product neurexin 1-like. The record is from RefSeq and is a predicted model, not a curated record. The transcript has 23 exons. Bases 3 to 4076 code for a protein of 1357 amino acids. Lineage: Eukaryota; Metazoa; Arthropoda; Insecta; Lepidoptera; Tortricidae.